AUGUCAGGGGACGCGGUCAAAGCAGACAUAAUCAGAGCAGUGGAAAACGCCACGCAGUCAACUAAUGUCGUAAUAAAUAUCAGCGAAUUACGCCCAUACACCAACGACACGCAGACAGCAACUCUUACCAUGCCAAAGGAGCUGGCGAAUAAACUACUCUCCAACGAGUACAUUAGGGUCGGCUUAGUAAGAUGUAGAGUCGAAAAAAGGGUUAGGGUGCCGAGAUGUGGGAAAUGUUGGGCCCACGACCAUGAGACGAAUAAUUGUACUGGAGCUGAUAGAACAAAAAACUGCUAUAAGUGCGGUGGGUCUGAACAUGGCGUGGCAACGUGCAGUAACCCUGAAUUUUGCCUAGUAUGUGGAGAACAACAUACGACAGGCACACUGAGGUGCAAGGCCUUCAAAGAUGCUCUGAAGAGGGCCAGGAACAAGGAACAGAGGCGCACAAAACUCCAGCGGGAGGAGGGAGGUGGAAACCCUAAACAAGGAAUAACACUUCAAGAGAUCAUAGAUUAUAAUAUUGAACAAGGGGACAAGGACCCCAGACUGGAACAAGUCGACGAGGAGAAGGAAGGAAACUAUGUCCAGGAAGAAGAUUCUGUCUUACUAGAUUUAAUAUCAUAA
This is a messenger RNA of Leptinotarsa decemlineata (Colorado potato beetle), 624 nucleotides long. RefSeq lists its product as uncharacterized. The record is from RefSeq and is a predicted model, not a curated record. NCBI's taxonomy places the organism in Eukaryota, Metazoa, Arthropoda, Insecta, Coleoptera, Chrysomelidae.